AUGCAUUCCACACUUUUAAUCGUCGCGUCGUUAGCGCUGUUAGCAGUCUGCGUGUGCUCACCCGCCGACCAGGAUGUGAUCGAACACAUCCCAUCAAAAGCCGCGCCAAUACUCUUAGCUACCGCAAAAGACGGUGUGGAAUCUGGUGCUUCGGGAAAGGUUGUUGGUGCUGCUGAUCAUCCAAGGGUUCGUCGUUACGUCGGUGGUGAAGAAAGUGACCUGCUUCCUUCCAGCAAUGAUGUAGAUGCGUCUCCCUUUGGCGAAACCUCCCAGGUUUUAGGACGUGGCCGCAUCAGGGUUCCUGGAUUUGACACUGGAAUAUCCCCAGUACACGAUAUGAAAGAGAAGCUAAUAAACUCAAAAUAUGGAGAAAGGUUAAUAAUGGCUUCACCCCAUAAUGCUUUGAAACAUUUAGAUAAUUCGAUACUGAGAGCAACUAAAAAUGUAACACAAAAUCCGGAAAUGGAUGAAAAUCUUUACCAAAUUUCGAAAGACAUGGUGUCAGCAAUUUUAUCUAAAUUAGAAAUUCAAGAUAAAAUUACACGAAUAACAAAAGAGGCAUUAGAAGCGCCUGGAAGAAAUAAAGGCAUAACAGCCAUAGAGACGAGGCGCAUUCUGGAUUAUAUAUCAAGAACAUUGUCAGGUCAUAUACUUAGCAUAACUCGAGCUUCUACUGAACCUGAGCUUCAUCGUCUGGUGUAUGGGUUAGCGCAAAUAGCAGCAGAGGUUUCAAUUGUGUCAGCUUUAAAAGACACUACCUACUCGUCAGCGCUUUCCAAAAAACAAUCGGUUGACUUAUCUUUACGAAAAAAAAGAUCAAUUGCCUCAUUAUCAAAUAGUGAUCACAUUACACAUGCACCUGAACUCUCAGAUACAACUGUUUAUAAUAUCAUACUAAACAAAUCUCUAUCCAAUCCCUUUAAUUUUGCUAAUAGUUCUUUACAAUCAAAAAAGAACAAUCUUAUUACUCCGUUUUCAGUUAUUUCUAGAAACGAAAAGAAAUCUGUACACUUUCUCAAUGGAAAACAGAAUUUACAAGGUUCAAUUAAAGGAUUUUUGAAUCAAACAGUUUUAGACACGGAAAACGGUAACUCUGACAAUAAUGAAACAGAUCAAAUCAUGUUAGAGAAAUCGAUAAACUCGACUCAUUACGUCAAACCAGACAUGCCAACAUUAGAUACUCAAGAGUUAAAUGCACCUGGUCUUAUAGAUGACUGGAUUGAACCCAAAGAAAAUAUUUAUAAGCCAUCUUUGAACGCAGAUAUUGCUGCUGACAUAGAAAUUGAGCAAGCUGAAUUCGAAGAAGAUUCUGGAAAUGAAAAACGAGCCAAGCAAAAAUUGGAAAGGUUAGAAGUUAAGGCAAAGAAAGCUAUAAUGUAUGCUGGUGAUGUAGCGUAUCUGACGGCAGCUAGUGUAGUAGCAUUAAGACGUGCUUUAACAGCAUCUAUUGAAGUGCAAAUGUCUGUACGAUACGCGAAAAAUGGAAUGUCUAAUCACCAGGACUUGAUGAUGAACUUAGCUAAGACUGCUGCUCAACAGGCUGGCAAAGAGGCUAAAAGUGCAACAUCAAAAUCAUUGGCAUGUGAACGAGUCAUAAAACUGGCUCUGAAGUAUACGGCACAGUCACAUGGAGCUAAUCUUAACCAUGUUGCGAAUAGAAUUGUAAUGGAUACGUUAUCUUUGGCCACACUUGCAAAAUCUAUGGCCUUUGUUUCAUCAGACAUCGCAAUUAAUUCUUUGUACCAGGCUACAGACUUGAAACCGCCAUCGUAG
This is a messenger RNA of Arctia plantaginis, 1773 nucleotides long. Lineage: Eukaryota; Metazoa; Arthropoda; Insecta; Lepidoptera; Erebidae. The record is from the annotation of a GenBank genome assembly.